Molecule: messenger RNA, 1998 nt
Organism: Ciona intestinalis (vase tunicate)
Lineage: Eukaryota; Metazoa; Chordata; Ascidiacea; Phlebobranchia; Cionidae
Source: RefSeq, a predicted model, not a curated record
AAAACUCAACAUGGAAAGUUUAGAUGAAGCUUCAGCUGAAACUUUGCUUCGAGGAUUGCAUAAAAGUCAAGCAAAGAUUAAAAGAUUAAAGAUCGAAGAUGUGCGAAUGACAGAUUCAACGACACAAGCCCUUCUCCCACAUCUUGAUGUGAUGGAUAAGCUUGGUUUGAAAUCUUGGUCCAAUGACAUGAACCUGAACCCCUACAUGGAAGAUAUAUCCAGGAAAAUAAUGGAUCGGCAAAACAAAAUACAGCUUGAUAUAUCUGCACCACUGGAUGAGAAUGCUACACACUGGUUAGCCUGGUGUCUUUCUAAUGUGAGUGACUUAGAAAUAGAUGAGGAGGAACUUUCUGCACAAAAUCGUAUCAUCUUACAUGAAGCUGUUGAACGACUAACAAACCCACAAGAUUUAACAGUGAAUGACGUCAAUGGUGAUCGAUGGUCAAAGUAUUGGGUAUUGUAUGGAGAUCAUUUAGAUCAACCAGAUAAUGUAAUGCAAAUCUUACAACUUCCACUUGGAAAAAUUGAAAUAUUGAACAUCUGUGUUCGGAUGACAGAUUCAACGACACAAGCCCUUCUUCCUCAUCUUGAUGUGAUGGAUAAGCUUGGUUUGGUAUCUGUGUACAAUGACAUGAACCUGAACCCCUACAUAGAAGAUAUAUCCAGGAAAAUAAUGGAUCGGCAAAACAAAAUACAAAUAUGGAUGGAGGGUCCUGCAGUCAAACAUGUAAGACCAUUGUUCCAAUGUCUUGAUAAAAUAUCGAAACUAUAUCUUGGUAUGAAACAUCUUACAAGUGAAAACAAUCGUUUACUGGAAGAAGCAAUUCAACGAUUACAUUCUCCACAGGAUUUUGUCUUGGAGGAAAUAGUUGAUGUACAUACUGAUAAGGAUCAGUAUUUGGCUCAGUAUAAAGAAUUUUGGCAGUAAUGACUUGAUUUUUAAAUUCUUCCCGUAUUUCUAUAUUUCCCCAACACUAUAACACACGAAUUAUAUUUAAAGGAAAUGUUUAGAAAAUACUGAUGGAACAAAAUUUAAUUCAAACAAAAUCAUUAAAUUUUAGUUGCGUUUUCCAACAGUUCUUUCAAUUUCAUCCCUUCCAUAAAGUAACAAACUUCACUGUGCAGCAUAUUUGUUUAUACCAACAUAAGAUAUCAACGCACAUCUAUGAUAGAAAACCAUGAAACAUCAUGUGUGCAACAAAAUAUGUGUCUAAUUAUCAAUGUGCACAUGAACAUUCCAUUCACCCCUCUGCAUUCACUCUUGCAAAAUGUAUUCACCCAGUUAAGAAUACUGUUGUAUAUUAAGAUCAUAGUGACCACUGAGUUGUUCAUUAAGUUUUAAAACCGAUGAAAGAAAUGAUUUAUUUUUAUCUUCUCUCGAUUCAAUGUUUAACCAUCCAUUGUUUUAUUUGAUGAUGUCAUAAUCACUAUUAUCCCACAUGAUUAUGUAUCAACAAUCACAUUGUGAUGGAACAAAAAUGACUUUGAUUAAUUGCGCUCUCUCUCUUGUUGUUCUAUUGCCACGUUACUCAGUUUCCUUGUGUUGCUUUGCCAGUUAUAAUGUAGUUAAGUUAGUGCAUGCGUUUAGUUUGUCUUUAAUUACUUUUAAUUGUUUGUUUUCAUGUAGGACUAUCAAACUAUGUAAUUACGUAUAAGUUCGUUUUACCCUUAUAUAAUAUAUCAGCAACUAAUCGUUUCACUUACUUCUUCAAUUAUUUCGUUUUGUUUGUCUUUAUUUACUUUUAACCGUUUGUUUUCACGUAGGUUGCUGUCGAGCAAUAGUUACAUAAAAUGUUCCAAGCCUUAUUUCAUAUACUUCAAUUAUUUUGUUCAUGUUUUGAUAAAACUUUUAAUGAAUAUUGUGUUUGUAGCAUGUUAACCACUGAUAUCAUAUUCCCGUGCUUACCGUAUAAUAUUUCAUAUAAAUUCCCUUGUAUUUAGAUGUGUUUUGUAGCAGCUUACACCCAUAUUCCAAUAUAAAGUUGAUCAUUUCAUUUA